UGUCUAGCAUUGCUGUUGAGUGAGUGGGUUCCCAUCUUCAAAGCAAAAAGUAGGGAGAGAGAGUAGCUUAGGAAGAACAAGGGAGUGGAGGGUCACUGCAUUUUUUUUUGCAGUGUUAAAGGAAAGGGUUUUGAGGGUUUUCUUUGUUUUCAGUUUCAUAUUAAAAAAAAUCUUGUUUUUUUUUUUUUGGUUUGAAGAGUGUUGUUUUUGUUAUGGGUUUUGGGUUUGGUUCCACUCUUCUCUUUGUUUUUUGUUUAUGGGGUCUUUUGAUCUCAUUUUCUUCUUCUACUAGGCUUGGUGCUUCAAGGCAAAAGUUUGAAGUUAACAAGCAUUUGAAUCGUCUUAACAAGCCUCCUAUUAAGACUAUUCAGAGUCCAGAUGGAGAUGUAAUAGAUUGUGUACCUGUUUCAAAGCAACCAGCUUUUGAUCAUCCUUUCCUCAAAGAUCACAAAAUUCAGAUGAGACCUAGUUUCCACCCUGAAGGGCUUUUUGAAGAGAACAAGUUGGCUGAAAACAAAGAAGAAAAAUCAAGUAUUCCCUUAAAUCAACUAUGGCAUGCUGGUGGUAAAUGCCCUGAAGACACAAUACCUAUCAGAAGAACAAAGGAGGAUGAUGUUUUAAGAGCAAGUUCAGUCAAAAGAUAUGGAAGGAAAAAGCAUAAGUCAAUCCCUAAGCCUAGAUCAGCAGAGCCUGAUUUGGUUAACCAAAGUGGUCAUCAGCACGCAAUAGCUUACAUUGAAGGAGAUAAGUUCUACGGGGCAAAAGCUACUAUAAAUGUUUGGGAACCAAAGAUACAACAGGCUAAUGAGUUCAGCUUGUCUCAGCUUUGGAUAUUAGGAGGCUCUUUUGGUCAAGAUCUUAACAGCAUUGAAGCUGGCUGGCAGGUUAGUCCAGACUUAUAUGGCGAUAACAACACGAGGCUCUUCACCUACUGGACGAGUGAUGCAUAUCAAGCUACUGGAUGCUACAAUCUUCUUUGCUCGGGAUUUAUUCAAGUCAGCAGUGACAUAGCAAUGGGUGCAAGUAUUUCUCCAAUUUCCUCAUACCGAGAUUCUCAGUAUGAUAUCAGCAUACUUAUCUGGAAGGAUCCAAAAGAGGGACACUGGUGGAUGCAAUUUGGAAAUGGCUAUGUAAUGGGAUAUUGGCCUUCAUUCUUAUUCUCAUAUUUAGCCGACAGUGCUACCAUGAUUGAAUGGGGAGGAGAAGUUGUAAACUCUGAGCCUGAUGGCCAACACACAUCAACUCAAAUGGGCAGUGGUCAUUUUCCAGAAGAAGGAUUUGGAAAAGCAAGUUACUUCAGAAACAUUCAAGUGGUUGAUAGUUCCAAUAAUCUCAAAGCACCAAAAAGCAUUGGCACCUAUAGUGAAAACUCAAACUGUUAUGAUGUUCAAACAGGUAGUAAUAGUGAUUGGGGUCAUUACUUUUACUAUGGAGGACCUGGUAAAAACCCAAAUUGUCAAUGAAAAGUACUAUGAAAAAAAAGAAAAAAAAUCAUGUCUCUCUUGUAUCAUUCAAUCAUCAAUCCUAGUAGUGUUAUAAAAAACUCUUCUUUCUUCUACCCUUUUUUUUUCUGUAGUGGAAAGUUUUGAUUUUUUUUUUUAAUGUUAUAUUGAAAAGAUUCUCUAUGUAAGAAAAUGGAGAAGUGUGUGGCCUAGUUUCUUUCUCAAAAGGCUAAAAGAAACAGGCCCUUUGUAUUUUAUUUGUUUCUCCACUUUUCCCUAUGGGAGUGUUUGUCAAAAUGCAAUGGAACUAACUAGUGUUUUGUGAUUACCAAAA
Molecule: messenger RNA, 1776 nt
Organism: Cicer arietinum (chickpea)
Lineage: Eukaryota; Viridiplantae; Streptophyta; Magnoliopsida; Fabales; Fabaceae
Product: protein neprosin-like
Source: RefSeq, a predicted model, not a curated record